Molecule: messenger RNA, 4940 nt
Organism: Hemiscyllium ocellatum (epaulette shark)
Lineage: Eukaryota; Metazoa; Chordata; Chondrichthyes; Orectolobiformes; Hemiscylliidae
Gene: abcb7
Product: ATP-binding cassette, sub-family B (MDR/TAP), member 7
Exons: 16
Coding region: 1-2250 (749 amino acids)
Biological process (GO): intracellular iron ion homeostasis; transmembrane transport
Cellular component (GO): mitochondrial inner membrane
Molecular function (GO): ATP hydrolysis activity; ABC-type transporter activity; ATP binding
Source: RefSeq, a predicted model, not a curated record
AUGCCACGGGGCGAGCUGAAGAUGGCGGCGCUCUGGUUCUCAGGGAGAUGUUGGUCUCAGCUGCAGAGGCGCCGUUUCGUUUACCUCUUACAGCCGGUCUGCUCAGCUUACAUUCUGAGGAGCUCCGCGUGCCGCUUUGACAAGAGGAGCGAUCAGACUUCUACAGCUUAUUCAAGAUUUGGAACCUUGCAAAAUUUGAGGGGAGAAACUGGAAGGCACAUAUUGGAGACUACAAAGGGAACCCAGUGGUGGCAGUUUGCAAGUAAAAGGACAGACUGGCAUGGGCAUGCUGGUGGAGGCCUUCAUACCGACCCAAAAAAAUUGAAAGAUGUUGAUACAGGAAAAAUUCUUAGGGCCAUGUUGACGUAUGUUUGGCCAAAGGAUAGACCUGAUCUACGUGCCAGAGUGGCUUUGUCUCUUGGCCUUUUAGGUGGGGCAAAGCUCAUGAAUAUAAUGGUUCCCUUCAUGUUUAAAUAUGCAGUGGAUGAACUCAACCAAAUGUCAGGUAGUGUUUUGAACCUGAAUGAUGCAACUAGUACAGUCAUCACCAUGGCAACAGCUGUCCUUAUUGGCUAUGGUGUUUCAAGGGUUUGUGCAGCAUUCUUCAAUGAACUCAGGAAUGCUGUAUUUGGCAAAGUAGCCCAAAGUUCUAUCAGGCGAAUAGCCAAAAAUGUCUUUCUCCACCUACACAACUUAGAUUUGAGUUUCCAUCUCAGCAGGCAGACUGGUGCACUCUCAAAAGCUAUAGAUCGAGGGACAAGAGGUAUCAGUUUUGUUCUGAGUGCCUUGGUGUUUAAUCUUGGUCCCACCACCUUUGAAGUGCUGCUUGUCAGUAGCAUUUUGUAUUAUAAAUGUGGUGGACCAUAUGCGUUAAUAACUCUGGGAACUUUAACUGCAUAUUCAGUUUUUACAAUUGGCAUCACACAAUGGAGGACUCGAUUCCGAAUUGAAAUGAAUAAAGCUGAUAAUGAUGCAGGCAAUGCUGCAAUAGACUCACUCCUGAAUUAUGAAACUGUGAAGUAUUUCAACAAUGAAAAGUAUGAAGCGGCGAGAUAUGAUGGAUACUUGAAGACUUAUGAAAAUGCUUCUCUGAAGACUGCCUCAAGCCUUGCAGUACUGAACUUCGGUCAGAAUCUUAUUUUUAGCUGUGGCCUGACUGGAAUCAUGCUACUUGCAAGUAAAGGAAUCCUAGCAGGUACACUGACAGUUGGAGACCUGGUGAUGGUAAAUGGCCUACUUUUCCAGCUGUCUCUUCCCUUAAAUUUUUUGGGCACGGUAUAUCGAGAGACACGACAGGCGCUAAUAGACAUGAAUACUUUAUUUACCUUGCUAAGCGUUGAUGCAAAGAUCAAGGAUGUAGAAAAGGCACCGGCACUGCAGGUUUCUCCUGAGAAAUCUACGAUCACUUUUGAAGAUGUUUGCUUUGAAUAUAUCAAUGGUCACAAGGUCCUUGAUGGAGUAUCAUUUGAAGUUCCUGCUGGGAAGAAAGUGGCAAUUGUAGGUGGGAGUGGUUCUGGGAAAAGCACAAUAGUGAGGUUGCUGUUCCGCUUCUACGAACCUCAGGCUGGAAAUAUUUACGUGGCUGGUCAGAAUAUUAAAGACAUUAGUCUGGAAAGCUUGAGGAAGGCCAUUGGUGUUGUACCACAGGAUGCAGUCCUGUUCCACAACACCAUCUUUUAUAACCUUCAAUAUGGGAACAUGACUUCAACUCAAGAAGAAGUAUACAAUGUUGCAAAGCUUGCUGGGCUUCAUGAUUCAAUACUCAGAAUGCCAAAUGGUUAUGACACUCAGGUUGGUGAACGCGGACUAAAGCUUUCAGGAGGAGAAAAGCAGCGAGUUGCAAUUGCUCGAACAAUUCUAAAAAACCCUCACAUUAUCUUGUACGAUGAAGCUACGUCAUCUUUGGAUUCAAUUACUGAAGAGAAUAUUCUCAGUUCAAUGAGAGAAUUGGUGCACCAUCGUACAUCUAUGUUUAUAGCUCAUCGACUCACUACAAUUGUUGAUUCAGAUGAAAUUCUAGUUCUGGAUAAGGGUAAGAUAGCAGAGCGUGGAACCCAUCAAACUCUCCUGAACAAACCCAACAGCCUUUACUCUGAACUGUGGCGAGCACAAAACAGUAGAGUGUUCAACAGCUCAAAUUCCCACCAUCAAGAAGGGAAGAAAAUAAUGUCAUCCAAGGAAGAAGAAAGGCGAAAGUUAUCGGAAGAGAUUCUAAACAGUGUAAAAGGUUGUGGAAACUGCUCUUGUUAAAACCGUGUUUUUAUACUGGACAUUAAACUACACUGACAAUUUGCACUGGAAGUAUCAUUAGGUACCGAUGCAUGAGUAGACCAUUUUGACCAGGAAAGCCAAAACUACUCUUUGUAGGGCAGGAUUUUAUUUUUAUAGUAAAAUGGUCAAAUAUUUUUUGUAUCCCUAAUAUGCUGGAAGACCUUUCAUGGAACAGCAAAUCAAGUCAUUUUAAAAUGGAUGAAGUAAAUUGUUCCAGUGUGGGUAGCAGCCAUUCAUUUCUCUAAAUAACUUGAGGCAGAUGUGCAUUACUGGUGAGUUACUAAAUGUAAUUGUUGACAAUACUGUAUCAGUAUUAGCAUGGACCAAGUAACAGAAAUUGUCAUGUGAAGCUAAAUCAGUGCUUUCUUCAGUUUUUAUGAUGUGAACAGAUCACUGUAAUUAUUGUAAUCUUUACAGGGGUAAAUUUAAUAAAUAUUGAAUGUUGGGAACUGGAUUGAAGGCCACAUUACCUCUGAUGGUUUCUACCUGGGACAAUAUUUGGUAUGUCAGACAUAAGGAUGAAGCAUGUCCCUUAAAUAUUUACCAAUAAUGCACAUUUUGAAUUUGUCCACUGUCCAUUAAUGGUACCUCAAAUGAAUUAUGAGUUUGCUAAUUUCUUAAUUAUUAAUUUGAGAUAGCAUAUCAAUGACCUGUCAUGUGUAGUGAAAGGGCUGUGAAAACAUCUUUUUAUAGUUUAUCUGUUCAAACACAUUGCCAAGAUGUAUUUUCCAUUCUGUUAAUUCAGUAUCCAUACGUAUAUCAUUUUUCUGAUGUCCUUCACUUUAAAUCCUUGUGUCAUCUUUAUUUGGAAUAAAGGAACAACUAUCUGCUAUUGAGAUUUUAUUUUCCCUCACUUAUGUGUGUCCCAAAGAAGAUUUUGUCUCUAAAUUACCCUGGACGACCAUGUCAGAGAUGCUGGACUGGGAAUAUGGAAGAACCUUAACGUUAUUGGGAGGUUUAGCACUGGGUAAUUAUAGUACCCCUUUGAACUAAUCUGAUCUGUGCAAGGCAAUUAUCAAUUACCUUUAGAAUUAUGGUUAUGAUAAAAUGGCGACGUUACUUUGUGAUCAUUUGUAGUCUGAUUUUGUGGAUUUAUUUGCAGAAUUGAAUUAAAUUGCUUUUGGAGAAGUUUGAAUGGAUUGAAAACUGAUUAUGUUAAUCUCUAAGAAUCAAAACUCUGCAAACAGUUCUGAAACCAACGUCGAGACGUUUCAGUUUCUACAGGAAAAUGCACAGCCUUUUUAUUCUUCUUUAACUGAGACACGUUUUGUUUUAAAAUUUGCCGUAAUAGAUGCAAAUAGUGGAUUUAAUCUGGUAAACGUACAGCUAGAAAUAUUAAACUGCAGUUUGCACGUAACUUUACUGUUUUUUUCAGCACCAGUUCGAAUGUUGAUUCAGAAUAGCUACUGAUUUGCCUUUGUAAUUGCUUUUUAUUUGUGCCUUUGCUGUUGUUUUUCCGUUAUGAAGAAUACUGCUAUGUCAUUUUAUCUAAAUCUCUGCUUGGAUCAUUGUACUGUAGUAGUUUGCAUCUGAGAUGUGUACUUAGGAGUGCAUGUAUUGAGCCAAAACUCAGCACGUCAUUGCUUGGAAUUGUUGUGUGGAGAUCUAUUUAAAUUCUGCAUAUUUGGUACAAGAUUAUUUUUGUAAAAUUUGAAAUUCAAGAAUGCCUAACUGCCUCCUUUCAUUUUAUUUCUUUGUCUAUGACAUUUUUUUAAAUCAGCAAAAUAAUUACACCAAUUCUUGCAAUCUGAGUUUCUAAAUCAAUUGUACUGUUGAAUGUUGAGGUUGAGAUCAAAGUUAAUGAAUAUUAACUUGAUCCUUUCACCUAUUUAGUAACCAAACCUGUAAACUGAUAUACAGUACUUUUGGUGCAGUCAGCAGCUUAUAGUUGACAAACAGUCAUGAACAUUUUUUAAGUUAUUAGUCCAGAAUUUAUAUAAUGCAGAAGUGUUUUGAAGUCCUUGCUUUCCGUUUCGAACACUUAAGCAGGCUUUCCCUGGUAAUAUUUUUAUUUCCACCCUCAUGUGGUCUGGUUUACCAUUUAUCUUCUCUCAACAAAUUUUAAACAUUUAGAUGAAUGGCAUCAGUACCUCUUUUUGAAACCCAAUACUUUAUUGAGGUUACAUAACUAUGGAAUUUAGUUCCAUUUGUAAGUCUAGUUUGUUCUUAUGCCUUUUACUUGAGAGCCAUUUGCCUCCUUCACUUAGUGUAACUGAAAUGCCAGUUUUAUGGACAUGUGGUAUAUUCUUGUACCACUUUCUACAUUCACUGGAUUUUGUGAAUAGAUUGACUUAAGACUGCUACAGACAUACUAUGUUUAUUCCUUUAUAUUAUUAAAGUUGACCUGAUGUAUUAAUCUUUAUAUAUUUAUGUUUAUAAAAUAUGCUUCUAGCAGUUGUAAAGAACCAAUGACCGAAUACUGUUAUAACUGGAUAAAUACAAAAUAUAAAUGUUUUUAUUUCUAAUGCUCAUCAUUAGUCGCUCCAUUCUACUUACUUAGUUGAAAAAGAACCAGAAACUGACGGAAGUAAUUACACGUGUUAGGAUUCCAUUAUCACUUGAUGAAAGUGAUGAAAAGUUUAGCAUUCUUUAUUUGCGAACCAUUUAAAGAAUUGUCAACUAUUUUUAGUCAAAGCGUGAAUGUUUCUUUAAGGUUUUAUUCAGUAACU